Fonsecaea erecta is the source of this 1113-nucleotide messenger RNA. RefSeq lists its product as hypothetical. The coding region runs from base 1 to 1113 and encodes 370 amino acids. The record is from RefSeq and is a predicted model, not a curated record. Gene Ontology annotation, molecular function: oxidoreductase activity, acting on NAD(P)H. Lineage: Eukaryota; Fungi; Ascomycota; Eurotiomycetes; Chaetothyriales; Herpotrichiellaceae. The transcript has a single exon.
AUGGCUUCGACGACAGACCUCCCUUCGACAGCACUCUCGGUAACAGUUCAUCCUACUGACCCGAUAACCACUACUAUCACCAACAUCCCGUUACCGACAGCCCUGCAGCCGAAUGAAGUGUUAAUCAAAGUAUAUGCGGCCGCUUCAAACCCGAAAGACUGGCUACACAUAGUAGCCACAGGCGCAUCACUCAAUUCCGGGGAUGAUCUCGCUGGCACUGUGGUAGCAUCUGGGUCAGGGGUAUCCAGAUUUAGCCCUGGUGACCGAGUUGCCGCUUUUCACCCGAUGGGCAAGCGGUACGGAGCCUACGCUCAAUAUGCCAUCGUCCCAGAGCAUACCACUUUCCAUAUUCCUGCCUCCGUGAGCUUUGAAGAAGCCAGUACUAUCCCACUUGUCAGUCUAACGGCUGCUUUGACUUUAUUUCGAAGACAAGGCUUCGUCGCUCCCUGGACCCAGAACGCAGUAGUCCAAAAUCAGAUACCGUUGCUGGUGUAUGCUGCUACCACCUCUCUGGGCACUUUCGCCAUCAAGCUCGCCAAGCUCGCUGGGAUUACACCGAUCGUCGCUAUCGGCGGAGGAAGUAACGACUACCUCAAUGGUGUGCUCGAUCUCCGUCACGACCUGUUUUUCGAUUAUAAAGCGGGGCCAGAAAUACUGAAGGAGCAGAUCCGGAGUGUCGCAGAUGAACGAGAAUUAAUACUGGCGAACGGGAUUGACGCGUUCAGUAAUAACGAAAGCUGGGUCCAUGUCAGCCAGAUGCUUCGGAGGGGAAAGCUCAGCGUCUUCUCGGGAGCCCAAAAAUAUGACGAGGAAGCCAUCUCAAAGGAUGUAGAAAUAGUCUACACCUUUGUUGGCUCUGGCCAUGAAGGUUCGUACAGACAAGGAAUGCCCAAGCAACCUUCGGCUGAGGAUGCGCAUGGCGAUGUUGACUUCGCCAGGAAUUUCUUCGUCUGGCUAGAAGACACCUUGAGACAGGGCAAGUACUCUGGUCAUCCCUACGAAAUCAUUCCUGCAGGCCUCGACGGUGUAUCUGAGGGACUGAACAGGCUUAGGAGCGGUCAAUCCCAGGGCAAGAAGUUAGUGUACCAAGUUGAACACGGCAUCAAGGAAUAG